Tetrahymena thermophila SB210 is the source of this 4956-nucleotide messenger RNA. RefSeq names its product Serine/Threonine kinase domain protein. The transcript is spliced from 7 exons. Gene Ontology annotation, molecular function: ATP binding; protein kinase activity. The record is from RefSeq and is a predicted model, not a curated record. Gene Ontology annotation, cellular component: spindle pole centrosome; spindle microtubule; chromosome passenger complex. NCBI's taxonomy places the organism in Eukaryota, Ciliophora, Oligohymenophorea, Hymenostomatida, Tetrahymenidae. Gene Ontology annotation, biological process: mitotic spindle organization; regulation of cytokinesis; protein phosphorylation.
AUGAUGAUUGACAGCAGCUCUUCUUCGAGCAAAUCUAAACUUGAAUUAAAAUUGAUUGGUCCAUAAUCUUCUCGUAAUUAAUUACGUCAAUCAAAUAAUAUGACUAAUGGAAAUUUAUCUACUAAUAGCCAAAUGGGCUUUAAUACUACUUGCAAUACAGCACGUAACUAAUAAAAUGUAACUCCAAAGCGCUAAAAUAGCAAUCAUAAUGGGAAUAGUGUAAACUAGGCAUCUAAUUUUAAUAUAAAUUAGAAUAAUAUGAAUGCUUGCAAUACUGCAAGCAGUAAUUAUAGCAGCUUAUUGAAUGGUACUCCAAGCUCUCUAAAUACUCAAAUGAACAAUCGUAUGUAAGGAAACAGUUACUUAAAUAAGACAAGCAACAAUGGUAGCUCAGUUAGUAAGCUUAGUAAUUAGAAUUUUUCUAAAAAGAGUGGAUCUGGACUUGGCUCUAAUUUAGGCUCUACGAAAAGCUAUUAAAAUAAUCAAAACCAUCAUUCAGGAAGCAUUGUGGGAAAUUAUACUGGUUCUAGCUUAAAUCAGAACCAAGGAAGUACAUUUAGUAAAGAAAAAAUGAAUACUGUUAUGAAAAAUAAUAUGAGUAAAUAAAAAACAAAUUCAAAUAUGCAUAUGACUCACAAAAACUAAAUACUUUAGCAGUAUUAAGCUAGUUAAUAGCAAUUUAUAUAGUAGCAGCUAUAAUAGCUCAGCUAUGCAAACAAUCAGCAAUCACACUCUUAACUUAACUAACUGAUGGAUUAAUCUCCUAAUUAGACAUAUCAUUUGUCUCCUUCUACAUCAUAAUAGCAGAUAAAUACCAAUGAAAAUACCAAAGUAAAAAGCUCAUAUCUUUCAUCUAAGCCUACAAGCCCACAUUCCUACUUAGGAAAUUCAGAUACCUAGGGUAAUUCUAAAAAUUUCCAAAAGUUUUCUCAGCCAAGCAACAUUAAAGAAUCAGGUUAUUUCAGCAAUCCGUUUGGUCAGAGUUUGUCAAGCACAAAUAACUCUAAAUCAAAUAAGUGUAUGACUCCUAUAAAUGAGAAAAGCAGUAAGAGUCAAAAUAGCUAUUUAAAGAAGUCAUAACUCAUCGUUACUUCAAAGAAUCAAAACAGCUCCAACAUGCUGAAUACUUCAACAAACAACAGUAAUACUUCAUUUUUGAAAUAGAGCCAUUCUCGUUCACCUUUGAGCUCUAAUCAUAUUGAAAAAGAAAAUAACUAUCUUAGCCACUUUGAUUCCUCUAGCUUGUAUAUCAAUGAAAAAUCAAAAAGAAUGUCUUAAGCGUAGCAGUAAAGCUAGUCAUAAUCUCAUUUACAAUAAUCCCCAUUUUCUUACUUAUCUUCAGGCCAUGCUUCCUCUAUAAACAACCAAGGAAAUACUCAAAAUACCUCCCACUUGAAUAACUUAUCAGGUAUGAGCAAAUCUAAGUCAAGCAAAAGUCCAAAGUAAUCUAAUUCUCUUUAAAUGGUAACUUAAUCUCUAGAAACUCCUGCUGGAAACUUUUUUUCUUCUCAUUUGAGUAGAAAAAAGAAUCUCAGCACUGUUAACUACAACAGCUUUACAUAAAAUAUAGAAAAAUAAUCUUCUUCUUCGUCUUCCUAAUAGAAUUAAUAGUAAUCAUAUACUAUGAGCACCCAACACAACUUUGAUUCAUCUCCAAUCAGCAAUACCAGAAGAAUGAAUUAAUUCAACAAAAACGAAAGCUCUGAAAUGCUUCAAUCUAAUGGCUAAAAUUCCUUCUUGCUUUCAUCUAAUUUAAAAGAUAAUAAUUAAGAACUUAUUUAAAACAAGACUCAUGAUUAUGGUUCAUAUAAUAACAAUAAAAACAGUGGAUUUUUAAGCCAUUAUCCUAAUAGCAGCAGAUUCGAUUAAUAUCGUAGUGUUGAUGGCUGCUCUGAAGGAUAAAAUAACAGGAAUUUCUUCCCAAAGACAUAUUUAAAUAUUGAAACCAAAGAUUCUUAUGUAAGCUUGAAAAAGAAGAACAUCACUAUGGGUGGAGAGAUGCUUAACGGAAUAGGAUAAAAUAAAUCAAGUAACGGAAUAUUAACAACCGAUAAUAACUUUAUUACACUAAAUGAGCAAGAGCUUAGUUUCUAAAACGAUUAAGAAGAUAACAUCAUGAUGAUGAUUAACUAAUAAAAUCAUAACUAAACUAACAUUUAGCCUGGCAAUAGCUACUGCUAUGGCUACUACAAUGAAGAUGAAAGUAAUUUCUUAAAUAGCACAAACUUCCUUAACUUAACAAAUCUCCAAAUAAACACAUAAAACAACACGAUGAUAGCUAUGAGCAAUAAUUACAAUAAUAAUAAUAAAGAUGUCAAUAACUAUCCAAAUAAAAACUCAUCUACAAACGGUAGUUAAGUACUUCAACAAAAUUACAAUGGCACCAACACUAAUAAUAACAUUUACUAACAAUAUAAUAUGGGUAAUAAUAACAACAAUGAUAAUAUUGGUAAUGCUAACUUAUCAAUGUAGUAAAAUAACUUAAGUAAUACUUUGAAUUGGACUAAUAGUACUAACUUAUUUAAUAACUCAGUGUGUGCUGGUAGUAUGUUGAAUACAACUAUAAAUAACAUCCUUUAAAAUAUGAAUUCAACCCAAUCAACUAACAACACCUUAAGCGGCAAUCCUAAUUUUUUAAAUUCUAAUAACCCAAACAGUAAUGCUAAGGCUGCACCAAAUAUUUAUAGCAGCUUGUCUUAGUAGAAUUCAAAUACUAAUCCAACAAACACUAAUGCUAAUAACACUCCUACAAACACUAACAACAAUAACUAAGGAAAUAGCUUUUCAUAAGCAGUUAUAAAUAAUAUAUCUAUUCCUGCAAAUGGUCAGACUGACAAGCUUCCACUUGACACAACACCAAAAUAAGUUUCGUUAUUCCCUGAGCCAAUCCCGAAUAAAAACUAAUGCAGCAGCUUAAAGAGCAUUCUAUAUGAUUACGUAAUGCCAACAAUAAAACCUAUAACUCGCCAGUUUAAGUUACUGAGUAGCCAUCAACAAAACAAUUCUCAGAGCAACUUUUAGCAAAGCAUAAACUUAAAUACAAAUAAUAUCUUUGGAAAUGAAAGUCUUAGCAACUAAAAUAAGUAAUAAAUUUUAAGUUCUCUUAAUAAAUAGCUAAGCAGCAAAAAUUUAAGCAACAAUGCUUCAGCAGCAAAUCUAAAUUCAAGUAGCAAUAAUAUCAAUAACACAAGCAGUAUUGUUGAGAACAAUAACUGUUUAGUUAAUAGCAGCUGCAACAUGAAUAAUUUUAAUAAUUUUAAGAAUCCCUUUAACUUUGAUGAUUAAAAGAGUGAAAAUUACUCUUGCUCUCAAGGUUUCCCAAGCAGCAACUUCUUAGAUUUAAAAGAAUAGCAGCAAACUCAACAAAGUCAAUAACAAAUUUAUUAAUAACUAGGAGAGUCUCAAAAUAGCAACUAGGCAACUCCUAUUAAAAUACAUUUAAAAGUAGAUAGCCAAUCAGUAAACUCAUUCAAUAAGAACAAUCUAUUUUCUUAAAAUCAGGGAACACCUGCAAUGAAAUCUCCUUCUAACAAAGAUGAUAAUAUUUAUUACCAAAACUAAGGUACUCCAUAAAUGAAAUCACCAACAAACAAAUAAGAAAUCAGUUCCUCGAAUCAUUAACUCACCCCAUCUUCUUAGGGUAAUGGUGGAAAAUUAACUUUUUGUAAUAAUCCUACAAUUAUCAUUUCUUCUGAGAAAGAUUAACUUACAAUGUAGUAAUACAAUUUCUCUUUCUCCAACUGUGUAAACUAACAAAAAAAAAUACAAUAGUAAUAACAAUAAGCUUAAGAAUAGUAAGAAUAAAAAUAAUAGAGUCAAAAUACUCUUCAUCCUAAUUAAAUCUUUUCUUCUCCUUAAAAGAAUUUAAAGAAAGAUGAUGAGAAAAAGAAAGGAAGCAGUUAGAAAAAAGGCAAUUUAUUAAUAAAUCAAGAGCACAGACUCGUAGAAUCCUCUAAGCAAGAAUACUCAACCUCCCCUGAAAAACCUGUGAUUAAUAUUCUUCUGUCUCAAUAAAUCACUGUUGUUGAUGGAAUAUCAUAAGUCUCAUCUCAAAUGUUCAACAUUGAAUAACCAGAUCCCUUUGUGGACUAAAGCCUUAUAUAAAAUUUUUGGUCGAUCGAUUCGUUCUAAAUUGGAAAAUGUUUAGGUAGAGGAAGAUUUGGUAAUGUCUACUUAAGCAGACAUAAGCUUACAAAUAUGCUCUUUGCAAUUAAGCAAAUAAGCAAGAAGAAUUUGAUAGAAAGCUGCAUGGAAAAAUAACUCCAACAAGAAAUUAAAAUUUAGACUUAUUUAAAUCACCCAAAUGUUUUGAAAAUGCACGGCUUCUUCGAUGAUAGUUAAAAAAUAUAUCUAAUUCUUGAGCUUGCUUCUCAUGGAGAUAUUUAUAAAGAAAUAAAAAGAGAGGCAAACAAGAAAUUUACCGAAGAAAAGGCAGCAAAUUAUAUUAGACAAGUGUGUGAAGGAUUAAUUUAUUUACAUAGUUAAGGUAUCAUACAUAGAGAUAUAAAACCUGAAAAUAUAUUGAAUAGCUACGGAGUCCUUAAAUUAAGUGAUUUUGGCUGGUCAAUCUAUACAGAAGAAAAAAGAAUGACUUUUUGUGGUACACUCGAUUACGUAUCUCCAGAAGUUGUUUCAGGAAAAGACUAUGACUUCAAGGUAGAUAUUUGGAGCAUUGGAGUACUAACAUAUGAAUUAAUCACUGGUAAACCACCAUUUGAGAACAGACAAAACCAUAAUGAAGCCUACUAAAAGAUUUUAAUGGUUAAGUAUGAUUUUCCUAACUACAUUAGCAAAGAAGCCAAAGAUUUUAUGAGUAAACUGCUGGUUGGAGACCCGAAUAAGAGAAUAUCUUUAGAAACUGCUUUAAACCAUGAAUGGAUCUUAAAAAAUACUAGAAACUGCUUAGCUGACUGGGAUCCUAAAGUGAGUGAAGCUUGUUUAUGUUUACUUAAAUGA